UCCGUUUUCGUAGUUGCUUUACUGUUUUGUACAGGUAGAGAUAUUUCCUUAUAAACACUGUUUUUUUUUUAGCAAUAAAAGUGAAGAUAUUAUUUAGUAAAAUUAAGGUGAAUAUCGACAUUGGAUAAUUACGAUUAUAAAAAAUAAAGUUUUCAUUAAUUUAACUGUUUGGAGUUGAUGAAAACCGAAUCGACAACUUUUAUUAGUGGACAGUAGAAUUACUAUGGAUGUUUUACUAACAGUAUCAAAAGAAUAUCAGAAACAACAAAGAAUUAUUUAUAUCAAUAUACAUCAUCAAUAGAUGUCUUCUUUUUAAGUCUAAAUGGAAAUUUUACACAGAACAGAUACAAUACUGUUUAUAUAAAGCUAAGAUGGACUACAGAUAAAUAUUUCUCUGGAACUGUUGUCAUACCAACUCUUGUUUACUUCACUGCUUUGAUUGUUUGCCCACUGAUCUUGCAUUACACUUUCACUUUUCCACUGUGUAAGAUGAUUUUACAUAGUUCUUAAACUUGGAAGAAUUUUCAAAGAAGUCUGCAGUAUCUUCAGAUAUCAUAAUAUUUGAUGGAAAUGUAGGUAUAGUAAUAUUUAUUAGGAAUAAAAUAUAAAAACACAAAGAGUAACGGGUGUACAUGAUAGAAAGGAAAGAAGAAUUAUGGAAAUUGAGUUUAGUGAGAACAUUGUUAAAUGUGAAACAGACUCUAAAAUCAUUGAUUUUCCUGAUAAUAUAAAGCCACAUCACUGUGAUUUAUGUGGUAAAUCAUUCACUUGUACAUACGCCCUGACUACUCACAAACGCAUUCAUACAGGGGAGAAACCGUAUCACUGUGAUAUCUGUGGUAAGUCAUUCCGUGAAGCUAGUUCUUUAACUAGACACAAACGCAUUCAUACAGAAGACAAAGCAUAUCACUGUAACAUUUGUGGUAAAUCAUUCUCUCGUGCAAAUUCCUUAGCUACUCACAAACACAUUCAUAUGGAAGAGAAACCAUAUGAUUGUGACAUCUGUGGUAAAUCAUUCUCUCAGAACUGGAGCCUAACUAAACAUAAGUCUAUUCAUACAGGAGAAAAGCCAUAUCACUGUGAUAUUUGUGGUAAAUCAUUCACCCAAAAAUGGAGCCUGGCUACACAUAAGUCUAUACAUACAGGAGAAAAACCAUAUCAAUGUGAUACCUGUGGUAAAUCUUUCUCCCAAAAAUGGAGCUUAACUACACACAAGUCUAUACAUACAGGAGAAAAACCAUAUCACUGUGAUGUCUGUGGUAAAUCUUUCUCCCAAAAUGCACACAUGACUACUCACAAACUCAUUCACUCAGAAGAGAAACCAUAUCGUUGUGACAUUUGCGAUAAAUCCUUUUCUCAAAGUAUUCAUUUAACCAAGCACAUACGCAUUCAUACAGGAGAGAAACCCUAUCACUGUGAUAUCUGUGACAAAUCAUUCUCUGGAAAAUGUGACUUAAAUAGGCACAAACGCACUCAUACAGGAGAGAAACCAUAUCCUUGUGAUAUCUGUGGUAAAUCAUUCUCUCAGAAUGGUCACCUAAUUACUCACCACCGUGUUCAUACAGGAGAAAAGCCAUAUCACUGUGAUAUCUGUGGUAAAUCAUUUUCUGAUGGGAGUGCUUUCAGUCAACACAAGCUCAUUCAUACAGGAAAGAAACCAUACCAUUGCCAUAUCUGUGGUAAAUCAUAUUCACGUGGCUAUAGGUUAAGUACUCACAAAUGCAUUCGUACACAAUAGAAAUCAUAUCACUGUGCUGUCUGUGGUAAAUCAUUCUCUAGAAAAUGUGACUUAACUAGUGACAAAUGCACUCAUACAGGAAAGAAACUGUGUCACUGUGAUAUCUGUGGUAAACUAUUCUCUUGAAAUUUCCACCUGAUUACUCACCAACAUAUUCAUGCAGAGAAAAGCCAUAUCACUGAUAUUUUUGGUAAAUUGUUUUCUCAAAAAUGUUGACAUAAGCAAGCAGAUAUACAUUCAUACAGGAGAGAAAUCAUAUCAUCUAUUCAUACAGAAUAUGAUAUAGGGUCAUAAUACAUACAGUACAAGUAUGGCAUGUACAACCCUGUAUUUUUUCCUUUUUUUUUUUUUUUGACCCUAUAAUUUUUCAAUAAAUUCUUUCCUUUUA
Octopus bimaculoides (California two-spot octopus) is the source of this 2126-nucleotide messenger RNA. RefSeq lists its product as uncharacterized. NCBI's taxonomy places the organism in Eukaryota, Metazoa, Mollusca, Cephalopoda, Octopoda, Octopodidae. Gene Ontology annotation, biological process: regulation of transcription by RNA polymerase II. Gene Ontology annotation, molecular function: RNA polymerase II cis-regulatory region sequence-specific DNA binding; DNA-binding transcription factor activity, RNA polymerase II-specific. The record is from RefSeq and is a predicted model, not a curated record.